CAACAUUGCGCAUGCUCAGACAGCCUUCUUCGGCUAGCGACUGGAAAUCUGUCAGAUCAGCGGAGCGCACAUUCCCUUAAUACCUUCAAAUAUUCCCCAGUAGUUUCUUCCCCUAGUCAACGCUAGAGACUGAACUCUAGCUUGAGGUGUCUUCCGAUUUUAGAUACUUAACUUUUCAACGUCUGGAGCCGAAGGAAACAGCAAAGAAUGACGAGCAGUAUAAAGCGGAAAGAAGAAAGUCAUCUGCUGAAUGGGGGUGUAAAACAGUCCACAUGGAGCAAAGCCUUCAACAGUAACGCUGUUUGGGAAGAGAAGGACGAGUUUUUAGAUGUGAUUUACUGGCUACGGCAAAUAAUUGCAAUAAUCCUUGGUGUGAUAUGGGGUGUUGCACCGUUGAAAGGAUUCCUGGGAAUAGCUAUAUUCUGCAUCAUCAACGCCGGUGUCCUGUAUGUAUACUUCAGCAGCUUUCAGCAGAUUGAUGAGGAAGAGUAUGGUGGCACAUGGGAACUCACCAAAGAAGGCUUCAUGACAUCUUUUGCUCUGUUUCUGGUGGUGUGGAUAAUCUUUUACACAGCCCUACAUUAUGACUGAGAGGAACCCAUAGGACACUAAAUACAAACAUUUCUGUUGAAGUAAAUUGUCAAGACAAAGGAACUCCAUGGCUUGAAGGAUGUCAACGCACCUACAUACAGUAUGACUUUUCAGUCCGCAGGGCAUCAUGGGAAUCCUAGUUUGAUUAACAAGAUCCUGCGAGACCACCAUGAUGAACAUGUUCACAUACUGUACAUCUCUCUAAUUUGGGGGGGGGGGUCAUUUUUAAGGCACCCCUCCAUUACACUCCCCAUUUGUUAUAUUUCCUUAGUCACUUAAUUCAUCUGACAAAACACUUAAUGAAUCUGGAAAGCAAGUAGUUAAGCUGAGAUUGGUUACAGUUUUAUUUAUCAUGGAACAGUACCUAGAUGUAAAUCAGAGUAAGGAUUCUUCAUUGGUUUACUACAGGCCUUUCUUCUGCUUUAGAAGAGUGAUGUGACAACAGCCAGUAUGAAUUCAUCCCACUUUACUGCUCAUGAGCUGGACAUUUAAGUGACAGGAAAUGGGCAAUAAAAGCAGUCUAAUUAUAUAGUCAUUAGGGUCCAAUAAAAUCAUUAGUGUGAAGUGUUACUUUUUUAAUUGAGAGACAAAACACACCAUAUUAGAUUAUAAAAUGAACACUAAAGGAUUAAUUGAGAGGCCUCGCUGUUAAAUCACCUGUCUGAAAGUUCACUCCAAAAUUAUGUUUGCUUUUUUGAGAAAACAAUCUGGGCCUGACAAAAUAAUUACUUGAAAGGUGCCAUGGCAGUAAUGCACAUGAUAGGUAGCUACGCUAUGUGUCAGUAUGGUUUUAAGGCUGGAGGACGAUCUGUUUUCAGGAAAUAUUGAUAGGCGAAUCAGAGCUGCAUGUUUUUUUUUUUUUUUGUUUUUUUUUUGUGUUUUUUGUCCCUGGAUAUAAACACCUUUCUUAAUGAAAUCUGUCAGUUAUUUCUUCUAAAGGGUCUGGUGUCCAACAAAUGUGACAAACUGUAGCUAACCACAGCUGUACUGAUUUUUAAAUGUCAAAAACAAAUGCCGGUGGUAAGAUGCACGUAUCAGCUGAUCUUCAAUCCCGAUGCUAGUAUCUGCCAGUAGUAUCAAUGCGCUGUCACUUCAGUCCGGAGCUAAUAACCAUCUAAGUCAUCUGUCCAGUCAAACAAUUUCCUCAAAGCAAAGAGGGAGGAGACGAUGCAUGCCAUUUUCAGAUGCAAAUGUUCAGAUUGAAGCUAAAAAGUGGUCUGUGCACUGCCAUGACUUACUGUUCGUAUAUCUAGAAGCCAUUUAUUAAUGGAAUUAGAAGUGUAGAUAUAAUUUAAAUUAAUUUUUUUUCUAGCACGUAGCUUCCAGAUCAAAGUCUUACCUGUUGUUUUGAAAUUAAUUUAAAAGUGUCUGUAAAAUUCUGUACAAUGUCCCUUUUUGUCAAAUCCACCUUGUAUUACACUGAUUUAUUUGUACUUUAUGUUAUAUCUUGUUUGAUGUAACAUUUCUCAGUAUUUUAUAGUGACAAACUUUUAACAACAGUUCUUGUAAUGACACUGUUUUAUUAGAUACGCAGCUGGUGUUUGAAAGGAUUGUAUUUUCUGAUCAAAUCUUUUGGGAAUCAUUAAACAUGGGCUUUAUUUGGCCUCCAUUUUCAAA
Messenger RNA from Micropterus dolomieu (smallmouth bass), 2208 nucleotides. RefSeq names its product RAB5 interacting factor (gene rab5if). The record is from RefSeq and is a predicted model, not a curated record. NCBI's taxonomy places the organism in Eukaryota, Metazoa, Chordata, Actinopteri, Centrarchiformes, Centrarchidae. Bases 208 to 591 code for a protein of 127 amino acids. The transcript is spliced from 4 exons. Gene Ontology annotation, biological process: mitochondrial respirasome assembly.